Messenger RNA from Colletotrichum navitas, 1796 nucleotides. RefSeq lists its product as uncharacterized. The coding region runs from base 368 to 1420 and encodes 350 amino acids. Lineage: Eukaryota; Fungi; Ascomycota; Sordariomycetes; Glomerellales; Glomerellaceae. The record is from RefSeq and is a predicted model, not a curated record. The transcript is spliced from 5 exons.
CCCAGACGGACCCACGCGAGCGCAACAUGUGUUUCCAUUGUGCGAUCCCAUAAGGACCCCGAGCCUCCCACACCUGCUCACCAACCCUUUCGGACUCGGCCUCCAGAUUUUGUACCCCCUUGCUUACAGGCUUGAAACCACAUCAGCGAUCAACUCGGGCCUUGCAUCAAUAUUAGACGGAAAUCUUGAUAUGCAAGUGGCCUCGUCCACCCCUGUAGCGGCUUCCUCGUCGGCGUGAUUCGGCCAACAUGGCGUCCUUCUACGAUCUUCUAGGAAAAGCCGACAACCUCCACGAACCUGUACCGCCAUUGAACCACAAACCGGUGAUACUUGGCUUCGUGAUUUCGUUUAUGCGAUAUUAUGUGUGAUGCUAAGGAUAUGGUGCCGUAUAUUCGUCAUGCGUGCCUCUGGCUGGGACGACGUCUUUCUGAUUCUUGCGGUGAUCUCGCUAUCGAUCGGAACCAUUGGCAUCUGCUUUGCAACCGAUCAUGGACUUGGCCAGCACCUGCUUUACCUUGCGCCCACAGAGAUCGUAGAGUACAUGAGGAUCUUCUACGUUUGCAAUGGAACGCUGCCCACCUCUACUUGUACAAUCAAAAUUGCCAUUCUUCUGCAAUACCUUCGCAUCUUCGAGCGCGGUACCAAAACCCGCACCUUUACCAUCUUCAUCUUGGUUAUCACGGGAUCGUGGGGUAUUGCGUAUACGUUCCUGGCAUGGGUUCCAUGCAUACCUGUUGCUUCAUACUGGGAUUGGACCAUACCGUCCCACGCUCGUUGGGGUUUCGGAUCUCAGACUGCUGAGGAUUUGGUCUGGAUAUACGCAGUUCAUGGGACCACCAAUAUGAUUCUGGACUUCGUCAUUUACGCCAUACCGCUACCAUUAUACUUCAACAACAAAGCCAACGAGAAAUCUCGUAAGAGCGUUCUCUGCUUAUUCCUGCUAGGAACCGUUGUCUUGAUGUUGACUACCUGGCGCUUCGUCGAACUGAUGAAAUCCCGGGUCGGCACAUAUCCCACAUUAGACAUUACGUGGUACUCGCCGCUGCCGAUGACCCUCGCCAUUCUCGAGAUCGAUGUCGCCGUCAUCUGCGCCUCGUUACCCGUCUUCUGGCCUGUGCUGCAAGACAGCAUGGGCGCUAUCUUUGUCACUCACGAGGUCAAGGUCACCACGGAAACCGUCGACACGCUCGCCGACGACGACGAAUGCCUCGAGAUGGCGGCUCCGUAUACGCUAUGCCACCAGACGUCCGCGACGAGGUUGAACGACACGGCCGGCCUGUUCGACCCCGAGACCCACGGGGCAAGCGCACCGGCCCAGACCAGCCCGGACCCGAGCCCGAAAAAGGGGGCGGGGAUAAUAUUCGGGGCUUACAUGCAGGGGAAGACGACGUGCGACGUGGAAGCAUUGAAGGUUGGGUGAGCUGAUUCGCCCGUGGCGCAAUGAACAUACACUUGGCAUCUCAUGACUUUCCGAUGUACAAUGACCAUUUUUUCAAAGAGUUUCAUCGCCGGCGAGGGCGAUGAUCGGCGUACAGCUGUCGACUUCAGCAUAGGCGAAUACAUAUGGUUGCGCUUAUCGACCAUCGUGAUUCUGAUCGCAACGGAACUCCGAGGUCCUGGCCAAACUAGAUCGAAAAUGGGUUGCCAGCCAGGGCAGCCCGAAUCUACUUAAUGCAGUACACCCCAUGGUUUGAAGAAAGCACGCACAUCACCUCGCAUGUGAAGAUUUCCGAAUCCGUAUCGUUGCCCACAAGCCUCAUCGCCGCAUACGGCAAGCCGCAUUAGCGACAAAUUCC